CUUAACGUUAGAUGUCACCCGCCAGUAAAAAUGAGAAAGAAGAAGCAGUCAGCUGAUGUGCAGGUGACAGACAGACCAGUUUCAGGUUGCUGUCUCCAUGGCAGCAAUGGCCAUUCUACAUCUGUUGAAGAAGUGGUUACUUGUUGAGUUGCUGAUCAACAUCUCUGAGUCCGCUGUGUGUCUGAAUGCACCAGAUGCUGUUACAAUUGAGCAAAGCUCUUCAGCUGUUGUCACCAUUUCUUCCAGUUCUGCUGUCAAUCAGUCUACAGUGAUUCACCUGAAUGUAACCUUCAGCUCCCAAGAGAACUACUCAUCAAUAAUCACGCUGCCUGAACAGGUGUUGCUUCCAGAGAAAGCUACCUCAGCCAAUUUCACUGUCGUAACACAUGAUGUUGGUCAGGUGACUGCACACCUGUUCAGCAACAACACACACCUGGACAGUCUGUCGUCCAGGAUCCGCUUCAUAGUGAUCCAUAGCAGUGUGCUGUCAGUGGUGGCUCAGGUGAUAGGAUGGAUUUACUUCGUGGCCUGGUCAGUGUCUUUCUAUCCACAAGCCUGGGAAAACUGGAGGAGGAAAAGUGUUGUAGGUCUCAACUUCGACUUCCUGGCUCUCAAUCUAACGGGCUUCAUUGCUUACAGUGUCUUCAACAUCGGCCUCUUCUGGAUACCCUACAUAAAGGAGGAGUUCCUUCAGAAGAAUCCCAAUGGGAUAAAUCCUGUCAAUGCCAAUGACGUCUUCUUCAGUCUGCAUGCUCUGCUGUUCUGUGUGAUCUACGUCAGCCAGGCUGCUCUCUAUGAGAGGGGGGGUCAGAGGGUGUCAUGGACUGCUAGGAUUCUGUUGCUGAUUGGUUGGACCUUUGCUUUGAUCAGCCUAUUUGUUGCUGUGGCCCACAAAAUUACCUGGUUGGAGUACCUCUACUACUUCUCCUAUAUUAAACUAGCAGUUACUCUGAUCAAAUAUGUACCACAGGCCUAUAUGAACUACAGGAGACAAAGCACUGAGGGCUGGAGCAUCGGCAACGUCCUGCUGGACUUCACUGGUGGAGUCUUCAGUAUCCUACAGAUGAUCAUUCAGUCUUACAACAAUGAUGAGUGGAAGCUGGUGUUUGGUGACCCCACCAAGUUCGGUCUGGGUCUGUUUUCUGUGGCGUUUGACAUCGUCUUCAUGACUCAGCACUAUUGUCUCUACAAACAGCCAGCACAGUAUGAAGCCAUUCCAGAGCAGCAGGUCGACUGAUCCGAACACUUUGCUACAACCAAAGGGAAGCCACAAAGAAAGGGAUUCAAUCGAAGCUAAAUGUUAGUUCUGUUGUUGCCUUCAGGCUUCCAGCAGGAAGUUCAGUUUAUCUCGUCUCAGAUUUGGCUCAUCAGAGAUCCAUAGAACCUCUUCUGAACAGCCUCAGGGAACUCUCUUCUUUUAUAUGUACACCUGCAUAAUGCUAUAUAGAUAGUUCUUUUAUUCAACACUCUGCCUCAGUCUGUAAUUUGGAUAUGUAAUUAAUAGUAUGCUCCGACUCUUUUUUAUUUUCUCAUGCUUUUUCAUUAAACGAAGUGGGGAAAA
This is a messenger RNA of Poecilia reticulata (guppy), 1561 nucleotides long. RefSeq names its product cystinosin, lysosomal cystine transporter (gene ctns). The record is from RefSeq and is a predicted model, not a curated record. Gene Ontology annotation, molecular function: L-cystine transmembrane transporter activity. Gene Ontology annotation, biological process: L-cystine transport. Gene Ontology annotation, cellular component: lysosomal membrane. NCBI's taxonomy places the organism in Eukaryota, Metazoa, Chordata, Actinopteri, Cyprinodontiformes, Poeciliidae.